Molecule: messenger RNA, 2851 nt
Organism: Anopheles moucheti
Lineage: Eukaryota; Metazoa; Arthropoda; Insecta; Diptera; Culicidae
Product: polynucleotide 5'-hydroxyl-kinase NOL9
Exons: 5
Coding region: 155-2692 (845 amino acids)
Biological process (GO): cleavage in ITS2 between 5.8S rRNA and LSU-rRNA of tricistronic rRNA transcript (SSU-rRNA, 5.8S rRNA, LSU-rRNA)
Cellular component (GO): nucleus
Molecular function (GO): polynucleotide 5'-hydroxyl-kinase activity
Source: RefSeq, a predicted model, not a curated record
AACAACACGCUGUAUUGCAAGCAAAACGUUCCGAGUUUCCGGAUGAAAAAGUUCAGUAUUUGUGGCGUUCAUACAAUAGUUUUUGUAUCCUUGUUCAAAUUUGUUUCUUACCGAUAGAAUUGGAACGGAAGUUUAAAGAUUGUCUGGCGGCAAAAUGGGGAAAAAGAAGUCACUUAAGGAAAACCUGACUUCGGCGAAUGGGCAAAAGAAAUGUAUCCAAACAGGUAAGGAACAAGCCAGUUCUAACGCGAUGCCUUCCGUUUUGCUGACAAGCAGCACCGCUGCCACAAACAACCGCGCCAAAAAGCGUGGUGCACAGUUUGUUACCGAGCGUACAGGAAAUGGAACAAACGUAUCACCAGCGAGGCGACCAAAAACCAACCAAUCAGGAUGGGUUGUUGAGACCGGUGAGUGCCAUCCCAGCACGGAGGGUAAUACAGCGGAAAAGGGGAGCGCUAAACCGGUGAACGGUAAUAAAAUUGGCCAUAAACAAGGCUCAAGCUUUACAGCAAGCCCCAAAGCGCUAGCUUUAGCCUACAGGAGAAAUGAUUGUCCGAUCGACGGUUUUGACUCGGACGAAUGCGAUUCGAGUAUUGACGACUCUUCGGGUGCUGAACAUAAUGAAGGUGAUAUUUCGUUCGAGUCGAGUUCGUAUGACAGCGAUUAUGACGACGCAGAAGAGGACGACCAUUCAUCUGAUUACAACAUGUCAUCGUACGAAAGCGACAGUUGCGAUGAGGAAGCCGAUGAUUUCAGUUCUGAUGAUGACUUCCGAAAGUACAUGUCCGGACAGGAAGUUUACAACAGUGACAGCGAUGAAGAUUACGAACAAACCAAGCACGAUGAUACCGUUCAUAUACCGCAGGGUUCAGCCGUUUUGCACGAUUUGCCCGACGAAACAGUUCAGUUUGAUCCAUCCUGCACACGUGGGCAGAUAAUUGAAAUUGAAUAUAAUACCGCAAAUGGUUCGGCAGAGGUGGAAAACCCCAUCGAAGCAAAGCAAGCAGAAAAGGUCGAGGAAGGGAAUGAAGAGCUUGAUGAGUCGGAAGGUGAAGAUUCCAGUUCAAUUCUCAAAUCCCUACCCGAGAAUACCCCGAAGAAUGCGGAAUAUAGAUUUUACAACGCGGUGGACUUACGAAUGGCACUCGCCGUACUGAAAGCUCCGAUCUACAUCUGUGGCCACCUGUCUGUACAGAUACUGUGCGGGAAAAUUGAAAUGUGGGGCUACACACUGGAUACGGCCGAAAAAAGGACGGUGUAUGCGUCCGAGGGGUACAAUGCCAUCAAUAUUACCCCCGUACCAAGUCCGGACACGUACAGCAAAGGUGUUUUGCAUAAUAUCUGCCGAAAGCUCAAACCACACUUCAUCGCGUCCGAUAUCAACGAGUUAAUGAAGCAGUUUGAUCCGGUCAACAGUGUGCUUGUGUUGCUGCGGGCGGACACGUUCAAUGCGAGCGAUACGGUGCCGUUGGUAUGUAAGCUGCUACCAGACAUGCAGCUGUUUCCGACCUCGCUUACCGUGGACCAAAUGGCGCCCUACAGUACGACGGAAAUCUUACUAGAGAUAGCACUGUUUCCACCGACAGUGAAGAACGUUCCACUGUUUCAAGCAAAUCCGGCCUGGGACGCGAUCGAGCUGAAACCAGAUAGCCGUUUGAUGGUGGUUGGUGGCAAGGGUUCGGGCAAAUCCACACUCUGCCAGUAUUUAAUCAACAAGCACAUCAAACAUUUCGGGCGUAUCCUGCUCGUCGAUCUAGAUAUUGGCCAGCCGUUGCUCUUUUUACCGGAAACGAUAAGCGCAAGCGUCGUGCGGGAACCGAUUCUCGGUGUGGGAUGUUUCGCGACUGUGCAGCCGCACAAAUGCCAUCUGUUUGGGAGUUUAAAUGUGGUCUCAUCGCCGUUGCUGUACGUACAGAAUGUGCGCUCGCUCGUGCAGUACUGCGCCGAGCAUCCCGAUCUAAGCGGCAUACCAUGGAUCGUUAAUACGAUGGGGUAUGUGGUGGGGUUCGGCGAGGAGUUAACAACCGCGAUUGUACGACUCGUACAACCAACGGACGUCGUACAGUUGACGUUUACGAAGGAGUCGAAAAAACUAGCAUCAUUUGCCAAAACGCAAAAUUACGCCAACGAGCUAAAGGCUGAACUGGUGAAUGAGUUUAAGUUUAAUAUCUUGUACGACGAGGUUAAGGUGCAACCGAAUCCUGUCCACUACAAUUUCCACUCGUUUGAGGUCAGCUACGAGCCGAGCAAAUUGUCGUUCUUCCCGCCGAAACGGCGCACUAUCGCGAUCAUGGCGGAGCUGGUAAAGAUUUUGGACGAUGCGGCCGAAACGUUUGCCGACGUUAAACCAUACGUGGCUCGCGUAAAUGAUCUGCAAAUUUUAAUCACACGCGAUGAACAUCGCCCAUCGCAAGAGAUGUUGUUGCGCACACUGAAUGCCACAUUGGUGUAUCUUUGCGCAAAGGAUGAAAAGGGCCAGUACAACUGCAGCGGCGUGGGAAUUGUGCGCAGUGUGGAUGACGAAAACAUUUACCUGCUGCAUGCGCUGUCCCCGGAACAGCUGGCAAAUGUUACUGUGCUUGCCCUUUGCAACACAAGUCUGCCGGGUCAGGUAUACUUACAGCCCAGUCCAAACGUCGAGGUUACGAUCCCGUAUCUGCAAAAUUUGGCCAACUCAAUCCAAUCGGCUUAGGUGUGGCACUGUUUUAUUUAUACAUCCAAAGACUAACCGCGUAGUAAAAGCUCCACCUUACCAGGUGAUACGGUUUUUGUCUUGUCUCGUUAUCCGUUUGUUUUCUAAAAUAUAUAGCGAACCAUGUUCAAUUAAAAAUAUAUCGCAUCGAUCGCUUUU